This is a messenger RNA of Exophiala mesophila, 951 nucleotides long. RefSeq lists its product as uncharacterized. Lineage: Eukaryota; Fungi; Ascomycota; Eurotiomycetes; Chaetothyriales; Herpotrichiellaceae. Gene Ontology annotation, biological process: cilium assembly. The record is from RefSeq and is a predicted model, not a curated record. The transcript has a single exon. Bases 85 to 789 code for a protein of 234 amino acids.
UCAAGGAACGUGACAACAGUCUUCAAUAUCUCGAUCAAAGAGAUCUCUUUCAACCAUCAAACCCAGACAUUCAACAUCCAUAACAUGGCGCUGAGCAACAACGACUCCAAUGUGCUAUCUGCGCUCUUCGACCCCGAAGCAUCACUAUCUCGAAAUGCACCGAUAGAUGAUUCGCCAACAUCCCCUACGGAGUCUGAAGCCGAAACAUUGAUUCAGGCGAAAGAGGAACAAGCCCUUCGCUCUAUCAAUGUAUCCAAGCCAACUCUGUCCAAUAUUGAACAAUCAAUCUCAACCUUGACCAACAUCAUCCAAACACACCCGUCAUAUGCUUCGGCCAGGGUUAAUCGAGCUCAAGCACGGCGACUAAUUUACAACGAUGAACAAUUAAUCUCACAGCCAUCGAUGGCCCAGAAGAUUCUAGAAGAUCUAUCUGAAGCGAUCCGACUUGUCACACCAAGCACACCUGAGGAGUCGAUAUCGAGAACAAACGCCAGAGUCCUUGCAUCCGCACACACCCAUCGAGGCUACCUCCUUUUACUUGCCAGCAAGUCAGACGACAAUCGAAAAAUGCUCAGCGACACUGUGGGACUCAAAUCUCUAUCCCUUCAGGAGCUGGAAGAAGCGGCGAGUCGAGAGUUGGCAUCAGGCGGACGUUAUGGUAAUGAGACUGCUCGGCAGCUGGCGGUCAUGACGAAUCCAUAUGCGAAAUUGUGUGGUUCCAUCGUCAAAGAGGCACUUACCAAGGAGAUAUCAGACUAUUACCAAUUCCAGGUGCCUCUUGCGAGGUGAGAGAACGUAGCAACAGAACAAUUUGGCUAGGUGUUACCGGAAUUGUUGAUAGAGAGGGGCAGAGUCGGGGGUGUCACUUGAGCGUCAUGAUUGGCAUCUCCUGGUUUGGGCGCAAGGCUAUCACGGUUCGAUUCAUAGAAUUAAUACACGUAUCUCGUGCUA